Messenger RNA from Metarhizium brunneum ARSEF 3297, 321 nucleotides. RefSeq lists its product as uncharacterized. NCBI's taxonomy places the organism in Eukaryota, Fungi, Ascomycota, Sordariomycetes, Hypocreales, Clavicipitaceae. The record is from RefSeq and is a predicted model, not a curated record.
AUGUAUCUCAAAAACUUGCUCCUUCUUGCAUCUGCUGCUAUCGGCGCUAUUGCCCAGUACGACGACGGUUUCUACAACGAGGUCCAGUACGACAACUUUGAAGACGACUUCGCUACGUCGCCAAAGGUAGGUUCUCUCGGCCUCGCCAACAAUGGCAUUCGUGGUCUCACAUCACGCAGGCAAUCAUCUAUCGCCAGCGACAUUGUCAGGGACCACCACUGGUGGCCAUCAACGACGAUCGCUGCAGAAAUCUUUCACCACACAUGUAAGCCUUCGGAAACCUUUGCAAAAAAAAACAUGCCCUUUAACACAGGUUUAUAG